AUGGCGAAUAUCACCGACUCCACGUGCGACUUCGGCCUCGCCCAAACUGAUGACGGAUGCGUACGAACGCUCGCUUCUUUCGACCCGAGCUCGUACCACACGGUGCAGGCCGUAUACUUAGGUCUCGGUGGCAUUAGCGUCGCAGCAAGUAUCAUUCUCUACGUCCGAUCGGUGAAACACGAAGGCGCUCUUCUUCAGCAAUACAGCUUCCUGUUCUGCUGUUACGGCGCUGUGACUAUGGUCAUUCGUGGUGCUGACCCUCUCAGCUACGGAUAUGUCAUUCCGCGUCCGAUCAGUGCAUUUCUCGCCGAUACGUGUACUGCCGCUCUCUACUCUGUAUAG
Molecule: messenger RNA, 342 nt
Organism: Phytophthora infestans T30-4
Lineage: Eukaryota; Oomycota; Peronosporomycetes; Peronosporales; Peronosporaceae
Exons: 1
Coding region: 1-342 (113 amino acids)
Source: RefSeq, a predicted model, not a curated record